AUGUCAUUCCAUCUCAGCCCGUGGCUUGUUUUGCUCGUAGUACUCGUCGUGUGCCUCCCCGGCCAUGAAGUCCUCGCAUUUGGAGCGGGGAACAUUCCUUCGUUCGCGUAUAUGGAGGGAAAGGCCUUCAGGCAUGGUGAUAUCGAAGACAUACUCACCGAGAUUGCCAAGAAAAGCGGUGGGUUCGCUAUAGGCGCGCUGAUGGGUAAAGGAGGAAGUAAGUUCGGAGGGUUGGACGUGAAGAGGGUGUACUUCGGGAACUGGCUUCGUGAUUAUAGUCAAGCCGUCGAUAUUGCUGGUUUGAAGAAGUUGCCGCUUCAGACGAUCAUCAAUUUGUGCAUGGCGCUCGGGUUCCUCGCUCAUGGGUACGCUACGGCUGAGUUCGAAGUGACGGAAGAGAGGUUGGGGGUUUAUCUCCCUACGGAACAUAUCGAUAACCCGAAAGGCUACGGAGAGGGCGAAGACGCGAGGCAGUAUGAUAGGCGGUUGAGGGGGCCUGUUGAUGUAUGUUCACCCUUCAUUCCUUCCAUCCUUCAUCCCCGCGAGCUGGAGGUCGACCCGAGGACGGGUAUGAAGAAUUAUAUUGCGAAUGAACAAGGCAACUGGGACACCUCGAAAGCCCUCGUGAGACGCACGUUGGAGAGGUGUAUCCAGAUGGGCAGGCAGCAUCGCGCGAGCAAGAGGAAGGAGGACGAGUAUGAGGCGUAUAGGCUUUUGGGGCAGUCUCUCCAUACCCUCGAAGACUUCUCCGCACAUUCGAACUUCUGCGAGCUCGCGCUGGUCAACAUGGGCUAUCACGACGUCUUUGUCCACGUCGGUGACCAUGUGCGCUUGCAGGCUCCUAACGGGAAGAGCGUCGCGCCGUUGGUGACUGGGACGUUUGGGAGCAGCGAUUUCAUACAUAGUUUGUUGGGGGAGGCGACGGAUCAUAUCGCCUCCGUCUCAGACCUCAACAAAGCCCUCUCCACCGCCCGUUCCCGUUCUGUCUCAGGCAGCGACGUCUCCGGUGACACACUCCGCGACCUUCUCUUCAAGCUCCCCUCCUCUUCUUCUAACGAUAUGAGUCGCGACAUGGAGGGCAUGGAGCGGAUCCGGGCACAGGGACAGGGCGUGGGCGGGGGCAAGAGGCCCGAAGAUAUGAGUCCGCAGGAGAUCCAUGCGGUGCUUUGGCAGGUGUUGAGCUUUAGGGACUCGAUUGCGAAGAAGAUUGAGAAUACGAUUGAGAAGAUACCGGGGUUGGGGCCGUUGAUUGAGAAGAUUACGGAUUCGAUUUCGGUGUUCGUGUUCACGACGCUCGAACCGUUCCUCAAGCCUGUCCUGAAGACUGCAAGUUCGCAACUUAUGGCUGCGUCCGGCGAAGUCAUCAAUAACCACGAUCAAUACGAAGUGUUCAACGACCCGAGGGCUUCGGACCCGACCCAUUCGUUCCUCUCGAAGGAUCACUUUAACUUGAUCCUGAACGAGCCUGCGGGACAUCUUGCGAGGCUAGUCGUGAAACAUACGGUCGAGCUGGUCGCCAAAGCUUGGGAUGACACCUCCAUGAGCGCUCAGCAUGUCACCGAAGAGGCUCUUCAAUGCCUCUUCCAUCCCGACUUCCACUCCCGAAACUCCAAAAUCCAAUCCGAAAUGAUGUCCUACAUGCAACAAUGGAUCAACAACACCCCUCAGAAAUCCGAAAUCCUCUCCCGCCUGACCAAAGACUCCGUCCGGAACCAUCGCAACACCCGUAUCGGCACCACCGCCCACACCGAAGGCUUCGGCGCCGCUGAAGGCGCAGCGCACAACUUCCAAGGUUAUCUCGGUCAACAAGCGCACGGCAUCCCGGGUGUAUCGCAGGCACAAAACCUGUUCGGGAAGUAUGGGGUUCCGGGGAGUGGACAGGCAGCAGAUUUCUAUGGAUCGGGAGGAGGGAUGUCGAACCCGAAUGGACCACCUCCGCCUAUGAUGUCGCCUCGUCCGGGGGGACAUGGACAUCAUUCGCCUGCGCCACCUUCGUUCCCCGGUGCUGGACCUGGGUCUGACUUCCCAUCUGCGUACCCUGGUGGUCCUCCACCCGGACCUCCCCAAUCUUCGUACCCAGGCGGACCACCUAUGCCUUCUCAAUCUGGUUAUCCCGGGGGACCUCCCGGUGGAGGAUCGAGUUAUCCGGGUAUGCCGUCGUUUGGAGGGCCGCCUGAACCGGGAUAUGGAGGACCGCCUGAACCGGGAUACGGAGGACCGCCGGGACCUGGGUAUGGAGGCCCGCCGGGAUACGGUGGUGGAGGAGGGUAUGGUGGAGCACCUGGAGCAGGUUUCCCGACUCCGGGUGGGUUUGGAGGGCCGCCUGGGCCACCACCGAUGGGAUUCCCUGAGGCGCAGCCUGAGUUUGGGGGAGGUGGACCUGGGUAUGGAGGACCUCCUGGAGGACCGGGAAUGCCGGGAGCGCAUCAUCAUGGGCAUCAUGGGCACCAUGGUGGACGUCAGUGA
This is a messenger RNA of Stereum hirsutum FP-91666 SS1, 2466 nucleotides long. Its product is annotated as Het-C-domain-containing protein. The transcript has 19 exons. The record is from RefSeq and is a predicted model, not a curated record. Lineage: Eukaryota; Fungi; Basidiomycota; Agaricomycetes; Russulales; Stereaceae. The coding region runs from base 1 to 2466 and encodes 821 amino acids.